AUGAGGUUUGUGAUGAUGUUCCUGCUCAGCCUGUUGGUCAAUGACAGCUCAUUGACCAACAGGCUGAAUAUCUUAGUGAUUGAUAAUGAUGAACAUGGUAGUACAGGCUUGCUUCCAUUCCUCCUGGUCCAGAUCCCCUCUGACCUCCACACUGUUGCUGCUCCUCUCUGCUUCCUGCAGAUCUUCAUCGUUCACUCUUACGGAGCUGUAGAAUAUCUAACCUUAGCCAUCAUGUCCUACAACUGCUACGUGGCCGUCUGUGAUCCUCUGCGCUAUAAAACCAGAAUGACGUCUAAAACAGUGGCUGUUCUGGUGGCGUUGACAUGGUUCUACCCGUGUUUUAUGAUGGUCGCCUUGUUGUCUUGGGCUUCUCCUCUGCAGCUGUGUGGGAGCUUCAUUAACAAACUGUACUGCGAUGCCUACUUGGUGGUGAAGCUCUCCUGUUCUGACACCACAGGGCUCAACAUCUACGAACUCAUCGCUACCUUCAGCACCAUCAUCGGCACUUUGGUUUCCAUCCUGUACACCUACAUGAAGAUAUUCCUGGUGUGUUCCUCUGGUUCUCAGCAGACCCGACAGAAGGCCGUCAGCACCUGCUCGCCUCCUCACCUGGCCUCCAUCCUCAACUUCUCCAUUGGGGCCAGUUUUGAGAUCCUACAGAGCAGGUUUGAUGUGAACAACAUGCCCAACGUUCUGCGGAUCUUCUUGUCCUUGUACUUCCUGAUGGUUCCUCCGCUGGUUAGUCCUCUAAUGUACGGACUGAAGAUGUCCAAGAUCCGCUUCGCCUGUAAAAACCUCACAUCAAACCUGAGACCUUUCCUUCAUCCAUAAAGACUCUCAGGUUAAUGGAUUAUUAGGAUGAUGGUUUCAUUUCUGAUUCAUCUGUGGAUCGAUCAGUCAACCAGACUAAUCAGUUAUGCUGCAUCUCUGCUGUCAGUGGUUUAAAACAUCUCCUGUUGUUGGUCAGUUUGGUU
Messenger RNA from Amphiprion ocellaris (clown anemonefish), 974 nucleotides. RefSeq names its product olfactory receptor 52E1-like. The transcript has 2 exons. The coding region runs from base 1 to 831 and encodes 276 amino acids. The record is from RefSeq and is a predicted model, not a curated record. Gene Ontology annotation, molecular function: olfactory receptor activity. Gene Ontology annotation, biological process: G protein-coupled receptor signaling pathway. Gene Ontology annotation, cellular component: membrane. Lineage: Eukaryota; Metazoa; Chordata; Actinopteri; Pomacentridae.